UGAGGGAUGUCUGAGUUUAGUGCCUUGUAUUGUGACUGGGUUCCUUGUGUAGCUAUCAAGAAGUGGAGGGUUUAUAUUGGAGUUUAAUGUUCUGUAUAUAUAGUAGGCACAAUAAUGAGUGUAUCUUUCGCAUAUUUAGUAGGUUUAAACUUUUGAAAAGUGGUGAGGUGUGGUGUCUGGCACAGGAGUUAGUGAUCAUCAGCACAGUAGUAUCGUCUAUGUACCCAGAGGUGGACUGGCCAUACGGGCAUUUGGCAGUGCCCUGGCAGUGCCCUGUGGGCCGCUGGGCUUAGAACAAAAACAGCUGAAAAAUGUCACGAAAAACUGAAGUCAUAGUCGCUGCACAAAGAUUGAAAUGAAAAUGGAACGCGCCUCUGGCCCUCAGCAGUGUUAGCCUCGGGGCCAGGAGCUGAGUCUCGACCCCUGCAACCACAAUUAGCCUAGAUGGCAGUGUUGUAGUGAGUGUGGUGAUGGUGGAGUGUAUGUGCUGGUGAUCCACACUGACCACACACUGUUGGUCUUAUCCUACCCAUUGGGCACUGCUGACCUUGUUAACACCUGCCACAUGACCUGACGAGUGGUAGGGGCGGAAACUCGUCUAUAUACUCGCUGGCGACUGACUCCAAGCACUUGCAGCAGAAACACAAGUUUCCCCUUGAGGUGAGUGGGGAGGCACGUGGAGGGUGGAAGUGGUAGCAGGGAUGGUGGGCAUGCUUGAAGAGUGAUGCCACUGCCCUCACCUUAUCGCAACCCAGGCAGAUGGCGUGCUGUUGUAUUCCAGCAGGAGGUCAGACACGGUACUGCAGGUUGUCUGCUGUCGGUGGUGUUGCUGGCACCGCUGCUGGUGCCUGAGUGGGGCGUGGCACCAGUAGGGGCCCUGGUGCUGGUGUACAGCUGUGUGCUGGUGCCUGCCGUAACUAACUACUACUCUUUCUCCCGCUUGCUCAUCCGCCUGGCCCGGGCACUUAUUCAUGGCUGGAAUAAGGGCAGGUCGGCAGUACACACAGGUCUGGUGGCCUCCUUAGGCUGGGUGGUGGUGUGGGUGGCCCACUGGACACAAGUAUUUCUGUGGCAUGUCCUGAGCAUGGUAGUGAGGGCACUGGUGGUGCCCUUGGUGGUGGUGGGUUGUAUUCUACAGCUGCUACACCGCCUCUACCUCACCUUCCACGGUCCCAGGACCACCAGCAACCAGACUCGUCAUUGGGUGCAGACGCAGCAGGCCAGGGAGGCGCAGGACCUCCUUCGUCUCAUGGCUUGGUACAUCACUGUCAGGUUAGGUAAAGGAGUAGCUAUGUCCUUCGUCCUCGUCAUGUUUACACUCCAGUUCAGCCACGUCGAACCUGACCUCGUCUACAUCGCCAGCACCUUCAUCUACUUCGUCAUCACCCAGCGCAAGUGGACGGGAAACGAGCGCAUUGUGUCGUGGUGUCGUGCGCUGCAGGUGGGUCUCCUGGAGGAGGAGGAAGAGUUCUGGGUGCCACUGUUGCUGCGGUGGCUGCCUGUGGCUGCGUCACUAUGUGUGGGGGCGCUGGUGGUGCCCUCAUGGCCCCUGCUGGUGGUAGUGGCAGCCUACACCAACCUGCUGGUACCAGGGAUACUCCUGGCAGAUGAGUACCUGGCUCACCAGGCCAGGUACAGUGUCCUCACUACCAGGUGCAGGAGAGCCACACCACAGGAGGUAGCAGAGGACUCGAUGUGUCCAGUGUGUCUGGACCAGGUGAGACAAGGUCGUGUCACACCGUGUGGUCACCUCUACCACGCUUCCUGCCUCAGGAAGUGUCUUCUUCUCUCUCCACUCUGUCCACUUUGUAAACAAACUAUAUAACUUACAAGAUGCAUGGAACAGUUCGCUGAAGCGGGACAUUAUAAAGUUAAGAAGAACAUAAGAACGAAGGAACACUGCAGAAGGCCUACUGGCCCAUGCGAGGCAGGUCCAAGUCUCCUACCGGCUUAAGCCAAUGCACCCAACCUAGUCAGGUCAGGUCACAUUGACUUAAGGGAGGAACACGGCAACCGACCUGUUAGCACAAGCUAUCAGGUCUAACUCACACCCACCCACAUCUACUCAUGUAUUUAUCCAACCUAUUUUUAAAGCUACACAACGUUCUGGCCUCUAUAACGGUACUUGGGAGUUUGUUCCACUCAUCCACAACUCUAUUACCAAACCAGUACUUUCCUAUAUCCUUCCUGAAUCUGAACUUUUCCAACUUAAAA
Molecule: messenger RNA, 2214 nt
Organism: Cherax quadricarinatus
Lineage: Eukaryota; Metazoa; Arthropoda; Malacostraca; Decapoda; Parastacidae
Product: E3 ubiquitin-protein ligase HRD1
Biological process (GO): ubiquitin-dependent protein catabolic process
Molecular function (GO): ubiquitin protein ligase activity
Source: RefSeq, a predicted model, not a curated record